AUGCUUCUUGGUUUAACCGUGAAGUAUGGAGGACCACCUUUGCGUGUGACGUGUAACUCCACCUGGGACGGCCUGACCUGCUGGCCGCCCACUCCGGCGGGUAGAGUCGUGCACAUGUCCUGCUUCCCGGAGCUCCGCGGAAUCCCGUACGACACCACCGAGAACGCGACAAAGCUCUGUCAGUUGAAUGGCACCUGGGCACGGAAGGCUGACUACAGCCACUGUCGUCCGGUCGACAAAAACUCCAGCGUGGAUGGCAUCAGUAGGCAUUGGGAACAACACCUGGAGAACGCCAAGCUACUCCAAGACAUCGGGCACGCUAUCUCACUCUUCUGUCUGGUCUUCGCUUUCGCGCUGUUCGCUUACCUGAAAAGCAUCCGCUGUACGAGGAACAACAUCCACUGGAACCUGGUGGCGACGUUCAUCCUGCGGAACACCAGCUGGUUCAUCACGCAGGAGGUCCUGACAGUGGAGGCAGUACGGGACAAAAGUUGGUACUGCCGGGCAGUGGUCACCCUCAACAACUACUUCACUUCCACCAACUUCUUCUGGAUGUUCGUGGAGGGGCUGUACCUCCACAUCAUGGUGGCUGAUGCGUUCAACUCGGAGAGGUUCAACCUGGGAGUUUAUGCCAUGGUCGGAUGGUGUAUGCCCGUACCCAUCAUUGUAGCCUGGGUUCUGGUGAAGGUCCUUGUACAAGAUGAGGGGUGCUGGGUCGGUUCCAACUAUUAUGACUACAUCUUCCAUGGACCGAUCAUUCUCAUCUUACUGGUAAAUUUCAUCAUACUCGGUAACGUCGUGAGAAUACUGGUCCUGAAGCUACGGGCAAACCCUGAGAACCCGGAGAGCGCUCACUACAGCAUCAAAGCAGCGAAGGCUACAGUGGUGCUGCUGCCUCUGCUGGGGAUCACGUAUGUGCUGUUCAUGGUCCAUCCCAGCGGACAGGGCACGUCCAGACUCGUCUUCAUCUACUUCAACUCGUUCUUCCAAUCAUUCCAGGGCACCUUUGUAUCAAUCAUCUACUGCUUUACCAACGCAGAGAUCCGAAAUGCCGUCAAAAGGAGGAUACAUCUGAGUCGCUGUAGACAGCAGGAUUUUGUCUAGUGAUCUUCAAAUGAACAGAGAAAUAUCUUUUGUAAGGUUUUAUACGCCUUUUCCGUACACAA
Molecule: messenger RNA, 1166 nt
Organism: Branchiostoma floridae (Florida lancelet)
Lineage: Eukaryota; Metazoa; Chordata; Leptocardii; Amphioxiformes; Branchiostomatidae
Product: corticotropin-releasing factor receptor 2-like
Exons: 12
Coding region: 1-1104 (367 amino acids)
Biological process (GO): adenylate cyclase-modulating G protein-coupled receptor signaling pathway; cell surface receptor signaling pathway
Cellular component (GO): plasma membrane
Molecular function (GO): peptide hormone binding; G protein-coupled peptide receptor activity
Source: RefSeq, a predicted model, not a curated record